AUUUUCAUAUUUUUUUCUUUCUAUUUGAUUCCACCGAGGAGAAUAUUUGUGUUCAAAAUAUAAGUGCGAUUAUGAGUUUCAACGUUGAUGAUCCGCUUGCUGGGAUUCUCAGUGAUGGUAGUGAUGACAGUUUUUUUGAUGAUGAUAUAUUAGGUAAAAAGAAACCAGCUAAAAAGAAUAUCACUGCUGUAGACAAGAAAAGUGCUUUAUUCGAUUUAGAUGACAGUACUGAGCCCAAUAUUGAACCAAAGAAAAUUGAAGCUUCAGAGGCUCUCAAUAAGGUUCCCAUGAAAACAAAGUUUUCUGAGAAAAAUAAACUAGACAACCAACAGCUAAAACCUUCAGCAUCCUUUAAAUUAUCGGCUAAUGCUGAUUCUAAGAGAAACGAUUUGUCCCUUUCUAAGGACUUGAACGAAGUUACAGAUAUUAAAAAAUCUCCCUAUAAAUCUAAAAUUGGCACAAGUAAUGAGAAAAUAGAUAUUUUAGAUGAUAUCCUUGGAUCGAAAAAAAGUAACGUGGAACAAACAGAUAAGCGAAAGGGAUCACAAUCUAUACUAGAUGAUAUUUUAGGGAAGCCUUCAAAGGAUUCUACUCAGGUAAUAAAAUCAGCGACAGUUAAAAACCAACAGUAUAACAUUGUAAGCAAAAAUGAUUCGAAGGAUACAUUAUCUUCAAAGAAACAAAGCAAACAACCUUUACCAGUACCUACAAAUGAAAAUGUCGAACAAAAGAAAGCAAAAUCAAGUGAAGAUUGGCUAGGGAUAUUUCAGGAGGAAAAUGAAGAGACCGAAAAAGAUAACUCUGAUAUGCCAUCAUGGUUAGGUGGUAGUAGUGUUAAAAAGACAACACUGGAAAAACGUAGUAAAACGGAAACACAAAAAGCAGUAGUGAAAGAACCUGAUUUACCCAAGCUCGCACCCACAAAUCAGAGUAAUGAAUUGACUGAUCAAAAAGAAUCCACAGAUUUAGGUUCAAUAAAAAUUAGCGAUAAUAUAGAAAAAACACGCAUACUUCCAAAUGUAGAAGUUCAGAUUGAAGAGGACGUCGCGAUGCAGGGUGCGGCGGUGUUUUUGCAGCAGCAGGAGGCGCAGUUAAUGGUGGCGUUGCAAUUAAAAGCACAGGAUGAAAAACUUGCGGAAAUGCAACUUAAGCAGAAGGAAGCACAGCGGGUGCACCGCGAGGCGGCCGCUGCGCAGCACGCGCAACUGGAUGCCAUGCUGCAGAAGCAAGCCAACCAUAGACUACAGAUGCAAGCUAUUAUAAAUGCACAUCAAGAUCGAAUUGCACAAAGAAUAAAGGCACUUUUAGACUCAAAUGAAACAGGAAAAGACGGCGAUAUGAAUGUUGACGGUAAUGAUAAUGCUUCAAAGGAUAAUAGUGAAAGUCCUCGCAAUAAAGAAAAGAAACAAUUACUGCAACUUAUACAGUCACUACAAGAGAAUCACGACAAAGAAAUAGACCUUAUGGAAACAUCUUACAGGAAACAGCUAGCAUUUUUAGAAUUAUCACUAAGUCAAACGGAGGAAAGGAUGAAAGAGGAGAGCGAUAAAGUACUAAAUUAUUACAUGGAGAAAAUUAACUGGUUGGAGGAGCAUCAUGGACUUUAUAAGAAGUGGACGGAGGAGAAUACGGCUUCGCUUAUCGAACGACAUAACGUUGAAAAAGAAAUGUUGAGGCAACAGCACAUAGAGAAUGUGAAAGUAUUACAAGAACAUCACACAGCGCUCAUGGAAAAUAUUAAAAACGCUGUAAAACAGGAACAAGUUUUAAUGCGAGAUUCGGCAGGAUUCUCAUCGGACAUACAAGAGCUGUUGGCUAAUGUUAGAGAAAAUAAACUAAAAUGUGAACAGUUAGUUGAUAAAGUUUCUACCCUAAAUGACAAAACACAGACUGAAGUAGAAAGAAGUCUUCAAGUUAGAGAAACACAAAUUAACGAUAUGAUUCAACAGUUGAAAAAGGAGAGAGAAUAUUUUGAAAAGGAGAAGAGCGAAACCAAAGACACGAUCCAUACAUUAGAAGUUAGGAUAAAGCAAAUGACAACGAUGAUCGAAGAAGAUACGGCAGUAUUGAGACAGAAGAAAAUGGAAUUUGAAUUCGAAAAAGCUACAUUUAGUAAACAAACAGAAUUUGCUAAAAACGUACUGAAGAAACAAGACGAAGAAGUAAAGAUGUUAAAGGAAGAAAUACAGAAGGAAUACAAAGAGAAAAUUUCCCUAAUAGAAGAAGAGAAGUCGAAACUGAUGAAAGACAGUUCGCUUGUAGCGAAAGAAAAAGCGACCGUACAGAGUCUCAGGAUGGAAUUAGAAAAGACAAAGGCUGAGCUUCAAGCGCAGUUAGAAGAAAUGUCGGAGGAGAGGUCGAAAUUAGGUAGAGAGAAACAAGACUUACAUAUGGAGGAGCAACGAAUAAUUGCAAAGGGUAAGGAUUUGGAUUUGCUCACAAAAGCAGCAUUAGAGAAACAAUCACAAGCGGAAAAGAAGUAUUCGGAAGCUGAGAAUCAACAGAGAAGGUAUGAAGAAAGGAUGCAUAAACUGCAAGAACAUAUAGUUUCUCUUAACACCAGGGAAAAGCAAAUAGCUAAAGAAAAGAUUGCAUUAUCCCGUGAAAGGAUCAAUCUUCAUAACGAUUGGAAGCAAAUGGAGGGUAAACAGCAAUGUUCUUUAUGUCGUUCUAUACCGAGAACUCCACAGUAUAACUUCGAUGCAGCUUUUUCUAGAAGUUACGAUGCGCCCGCGUCUAGAGAUUACGGUGAAGCGAAUAUGAGCAAUGCAGUGAGUGCAAUUGAGCAGGAAAUGGCGCAUCUUAUGGGAAGAUCAUUCGCUUUAAAACAUGACACUGCGAUUGAACAAAGGAUGUCAACUGUAAGAGAUAAUUUUGAUAGUGUUCAUACGGAUACUGUGCCAUCUGAACCUGGUGCUUUUAAGGAUUACAUGGAUCCAAAGUUUAUGAUGUUACGUUUGGACGUACAGAAGGUUAUACACAAUUUGGGCGCCAAGGAAGGUACAACGAACAAUUAAAUUUGUAAGGAUUAUAAUAAAUGAAAGACUGAAUUUAAAGUAUUAUAACUCAUUCAUUUAAUUCACAUUCGCUUGUUAAGGAUUAAUAUUGUUUGCAGGUCGCGUUGACGUAACGCAAAUGCUAAAUAGUGAAUACAUGCUAACUUAUUUCAAAAAUAUUUUGACGUAAAAAAUAUAAUUACAC
This is a messenger RNA of Papilio machaon (common yellow swallowtail), 3201 nucleotides long. It is a transcript of the gene twy, whose product is annotated as cytoskeletal protein Sojo. The record is from RefSeq and is a predicted model, not a curated record. Gene Ontology annotation, biological process: establishment of epithelial cell polarity; cilium assembly. NCBI's taxonomy places the organism in Eukaryota, Metazoa, Arthropoda, Insecta, Lepidoptera, Papilionidae. The transcript is spliced from 11 exons. Gene Ontology annotation, cellular component: ciliary transition fiber; centriole; ciliary basal body. The coding region runs from base 72 to 3017 and encodes 981 amino acids.